ACUGUUCACGCGCAGUACUGAGUCCGUCGGGGUUAUCGUCUAUUGGGCUAGUCGUUAUUUAGCCAACUACUCACGGCAAGGACAUACACAUUUUUUUUACACGAGUGGACAGCUGAAAGUUCUUUUAACUUCGUGGACUUUUACGGAUCGACCACAUUUUGACGGGUGGUUUUCUCCUCGGAGCCCUGAAUGACACCAGAUCAGGUGGAUUAACCCUGAGCAGUGCCGUCUGUGGAGCUGUCAUCGUGCUGUCACCCUGACCUACUGGAGGAGGGCAAAUGAGGUUGCCGUGGAAACUGGGCCUGACUCUCCUGUUGGCCCUGAACUCUAGAGCCACGGGUCAAGACAUCCCCCUGGAAGUGGAACAGCUGCCGACCAUAACCGCUCAGACCUCAGGCUCGGUCAUUGCCUUCCCUCUAGAAGAUACGUUCACCAUGAGAUGCGAGGCCAAGGGCAACCCAACACCAGAAUAUAGAUGGACGAAAGAUGGCCAGGACUUUGAUCCAUCGCAGGACUCCAGGAUAAAGACUGAGGAGGACAGCGGUGGUUUCGUGCUUCAGGGCAAAUACCUCACACAGUUCCAGGGAAGGUAUCGUUGCUAUGCCUACAAUAAGCUGGGAACCGCCAUGUCAGAGGAAACUAAACUCAUCGUCCCCGUUGUCCCCAAGUUCCCUAAGGAGAAGCUCGAGCCCAUCGAGGUGGAUGAGGGCCAGCCGGUGGUCCUGAGAUGCGACCCCCCAGAGGGCUUGCCCCCUCGUCAGAUCUACUGGAUGUCCAUAGGUCUGCAGCACAUUGGCCAAGAUGAGAGGGUUUCCAUGGGCAUCGACGGCAACCUUUACUUCUCUAACGCCGUGGAGAAUGACAGCAGGAAAGACUACUGCUGCUUCGCCGCCUUCUCUGCCAUCAGAACCAUUGUCCAGAAAACAGCCAUGUCCAUGAUCGUCAAGAGUUUGAAACCUGAGAGUGAACUGAAUGACACUGAAGCUGGUGCCACUUCGACACCAGGCAGAAUCCCUAGUCUCCUAACGCCCCCUGGUGUUCAGUCUGAGGUACACUUGGUGAAGGGAGAGGAACUGGAGCUGGAGUGCAUAGCAGAGGGAUUCCCGACUCCCGUGGUGGAAUGGCUGAAAAUGGGCGAGAAGCUGCCGAUGAGGACUAACGUGAAGAACUACGGGAAGCUCCUGACCAUACCGGGCGUGGCGGAGGAGGAUGAAGGGAAGUACAUGUGCAAGGCGAGAAACACCAUUGGCGAGGUCGUGCACUACUUCGAUGUCCUGGUCGAGGAACCUCCAAAUUGGCUCUCGGGAGCUCCUAAAAGCCAGUUGGCUCUUAUCGGGGAAGACGUCCACAUUAAAUGCACCGCUACCGGGAAACCCAAACCAGCCAUUGUGUGGAGGAGGAAUGGCCAGCCUCUGGAUGAAGCCCUUAUCACCCGCAGCCAAGUGUUUGAGGACACUAUAGUUCUCCACAACGCCAGGCCAGAAGACAGUGCUGUUUACCAGUGUGAAGCCUCCAACCAACAUGGCACCAUCCUGGCUAACGCUAACAUCAUGGUUAUGAAUAUUCCCCCUGUUAUCCUGAGCAAGGGCUACCAGGAGUACGGUGCGGUGCGGGGAGGGGACGUGGUGCUGGUCUGCACGGUGUUUGGUUCACCUCCACCAUCUAUCUCCUGGAAAAGGUUGGACAUGGGAACAGCUGUCGAGGGAAGAGAACGCUUCUCUAUUUCCCAGAACGGAUCCCUAACCAUAAACAGAGCAGAGAAAGAUGACAGUGGGGAAUAUGUGUGCCUGGCCACAAAUACCGAGGGAACAUCCGCCAUCACUGCUUCAGUGGAUGUGAAAGAACCUACUAGAAUAGUCCAGCCCCCCCAGGAUUUAGAGAUUCUACGUGGCACCAAUGCAAAACUGGAGUGCCAGGUGGAGUAUGACUUCACCCUGCUGAGGGACUAUAAAUUAGUGUGGACCAAGGAUGGGAAGAGGGUACCCGUGGCCUUCACUGAGGAGUCCAGGUACUUUGUGGAUUAUGGAACGCUGCAUAUCGUCAAUGUGAACCAGAGUGACGAGGGAAGAUACACCUGCACUGCCUUGACCAGUUUAGACCAGGACACCGCCUCGGCAACAGUCACCGUGCUGGAUGUUCCUGAUGCACCGGAGGAUCUGGAGCUGUCUGAACACAAAACCCGGAGCGUCCGUCUGACCUGGGUGCCUGGAAAUGAGCACAACAGCUCAGUGAUCGAGUUUGUUGUGGAGUACGAAGAGAACCAGUGGAUGCCUGGGAAAUGGCGACAGCUACAGAGGGUGCCCGGUAACCAGGCAACGGUGGUUCUGGAGCUCCAGGGUCACCUAAAUUACCAGUUCAGGUUGUACGCCGUCAACGCCAUCGGAGAGGGGCCACCCAGUGCGCCCACGGAGAGAUUCAAAACCUUCCCUGCAGCGCCGGAUAAGAACCCAGAAAACAUCAGAAUCCAAGGCCAUCUGCCUCACCAGAUGGACAUCAGCUGGGAGCCCUUGCUGCCAGUGGAACACAACGGUCCAGGCCUGGAGUACAAGCUGAGUUACAGGAGGCUGGGGGUGGAGCGUGAGUGGAGGGAGCACCUGGUCAAGAGGCACUCCUUCUCCGUGAAGGACACACCCACGUUUGUCCCCUACGAGAUCAAGAUCCAGAGCAGGAACAGUCACGGCUGGGGCCCGGAACCAAAAGUGGUGACCGGGUACUCUGGGGAAGAUGUGCCGACAGCCGCCCCCAGAGACGUGGCGGUGGAGCUGGUUAACACCACGCUGCUCAGGGUCAGCUGGAGCAGGGUUCCCCAGGCAACCGUACGAGGCCACAUGGGGGGCUAUAAUGUUCACUGGACGAGGAGGUGGAGUCUCCUCCACCCUGACAGACUCCAGGAGGAGAAGUAUUCCCUCUCCUUCUCAGGGAACCGAAGCCACGCCCUGGUCCCUGGCCUGAGGCCCUACUCCGAGUACCGUCUGACCGUCAACGUGUUCAACAGGAAGGGCAACGGACCCAGCAGCGACCCCGUGACCUUCCAGACUCCAGAGGGAGUUCCUGAACAGGUGCCCAUUCUAACAGCAUCAAACGCCCAGAGUGACUCCAUCACCUUGGUGUGGGCUCCUCCCUUUGAGGCCCACGGGAUCCUGACAGGAUACCUGCUGCAGUACCAGCCUGUUAACGAGACUCUGGACGUGGGCGACCUGAGGGAGGUGAAGAUCAGUGGGUUGGACACCACCCAGUGGCUGCUCCGGGACCUCGAGAGGGCCAGCCUGUACCGCCUCCACCUCAGCGCCUGCACCCAGGCAGGCUGCGGACCUGCCCUGUCCCAGGAGGCCAGCACCCUGACCUCAGCACUGACGAACGGUUUUCCCAGCACCGUCCCUAUAACAGUCCCUCUGUCCAGACUAGGUGAAGGGAGCUGGCGUCUGUCCCAGGCCAUAAACGCUUCUAGGAGUUUCCACGUAAUUGAAGGGCUGGAACCAGGGACGUUGUACACUAUUCGCCUCAUGGUCAAGAGCUUGCUCGAUAAUGCUAGUAUUUUCGAAGACGUUAUCCAGACAAGGCUCAAAGGUUCAGCAGGUCUUCAGGAUGCCAUCUCCACCCAGGGCUGGUUCAUCGGGGUCAUGUGUGCCGUGGCCUUCCUCACCCUCGCCGCCCUCGCCGCCUGCUUCGUCCGCAGAAACAGAGGUGGCAAAUACGCAGGUACCCCACCUUCGCCUCUGCCAGACAUGCCCUCCAGCGACCCAGUGAAGGAAAAGGAGGAUCUCAACCCAGAUGAGGAGUCUCAGGGAGGAAAUGAGGACACCUGUGAAUACAGCGAUGAGGAGCCUUUGAAAGGUAGCCUGCGAUCUCUGGGCAGGGGCAGCGAGGACAGUCUGGUGGACUAUGCCGACGGGGAGGGAACCUUUGACGAAGACGGCUCCUUCAUCGGCAUGUACUCUGGGCACAAACAAAGAGGCUCCGUAGACGAUUCGGACGGAGCGGUCCCCGUCAGCACCUGAGGGCUACUGCUCCUCUGUCACGGACCCUCAGUCCUAACGCAGCGACUGGCUGCGCAGGAGAAUUAAUGGCGUCAUUUGAGUGAUGCAUGGAUUUAAUAAGAGGCGUUUGGUACCUAUCAAUCACAACCCCCUUUACAAAUGCUAGUGAUUUUCCUGUUUUUUUGGGUUCCUCUGCACUGUGAUGGAUUUGUCAACUAUCUGUUUGGAAUGUUCAGUCUUCCUCUGUGUGCACAACUACAUCUUCACUUUGGAAUGGGUUGAAAGAAAGGACUAGAAAUAUAUAUUUUUUGCAUAAUUUCUAUCCUCAAAUUCACAAAAACAAAGUGUAUAUUUGGAAUUAUUUAUCACAAUAGAACACAUAUAUAAUCACUCCAUAUGGCUGAUAUGCAAGACCCUAGUUCAGCAUUUCUGCUCUUUUUCACUGCUGUAUAAAGGUUGUGCCUAUUUUUAUAUAUUUCAUUUUCACUGUUAAUACUGUAUGUUGUGACUUUGUACAUAUUGUUGAAAUUACAAAUAACUUUUUCCUGUUCUAUAUGUAUACAUGUAAAUGUAUACAUGUAAAUUUAUACUAUCUGUAUACUGUGUGUAUAAAUCGGUUUUAUAUUAA
Messenger RNA from Hypomesus transpacificus, 4605 nucleotides. Its product is annotated as neural cell adhesion molecule L1-like protein. Lineage: Eukaryota; Metazoa; Chordata; Actinopteri; Osmeriformes; Osmeridae. Gene Ontology annotation, molecular function: protein binding. The record is from RefSeq and is a predicted model, not a curated record. Gene Ontology annotation, biological process: cell-cell adhesion.